AUGGAGAAAGGUAAGUUUUUUGUUAUUUUUUAUAUUGUUUGAAAAAAUUAUGAAAUAAAUAUCAGGUGUCAAAACUUGGUCUGCUGUUCCUGCUGGUGCACAACAUGUUUCACAGCCGCCGCCUCCGAAGAAAAUACGAGCAGCUAGAACGUGUUUAGUGUCAGAAGAUCCGAAAUAUGAAGAGAAUCCGAAUGAAUUUGAUGUCAAUUUUAAUCAUGAAACUGAUGACUCUAUUAUGGUUGUUUAUGAAGAUAAAUAUGUUAGGGUAAAUUUAUUUUUCAAUUAUUUUUAAAAUUUAUUAGAUAUUUAUACUUUUUAGAUAACGGAUAAAUAUUUGAUCAUCAAGAAAUAUUUCUUCCCUGGAAGAGAAUCAAAAAUCAUUGCGUUAUCAAAUAUUCAAAAAAUUCGAUUUCUCGGUCCAAUGUUUUCAGCACCAAAAUGGGGAAUUGAUACAGAUCGAAACACUUGGUGGGCACAUGAUUUUAUGAGGUAUAGUUUCUCUGAAUGAAUCGAAGUUUAUCGGCUGAAUUUGAUUUUAGGAACGAGCAACGAGAGAACCCAAAUGUAUGCGGCUUGAUGUUUGACGUCGGCGAGAAAGUAUUAAAAGGCACUACGGUUAAUAAUUUUGAGCGAGUUUUAGAAAUUAUUCAAUGUGAGAGACAUGAUAUUGAAUAUUGA
This is a messenger RNA of Caenorhabditis angaria, 678 nucleotides long. The record is from the annotation of a GenBank genome assembly. Lineage: Eukaryota; Metazoa; Nematoda; Chromadorea; Rhabditida; Rhabditidae.